This is a messenger RNA of Prorocentrum cordatum, 1885 nucleotides long. The record is from the annotation of a GenBank genome assembly. NCBI's taxonomy places the organism in Eukaryota, Dinophyceae, Prorocentrales, Prorocentraceae.
AGCCACUUUGGCUCCAGUCGCCGUGCUGGCCCAAGGCAUUCGCGUCAGAGCUGGAGAGUGCCGCUCUGGCGCUCCCCCCCCCCUCCCGAGCACCUGACGGCAUGGGCCGCCGCCAGGGGCCCACCGCAUUGGCGGUGGCGGCCGCGACUGCCGCGGCCCUGGCGUGGGCCCCUCGGUCGGGGCGCCUCGCCGUCCGAGCGACGGCCCCGGCGCUGGCCCUGCGGCCUCCGCCCGCGUGGCGCGCCGCGGGGCCUCCGCGACGGCCCGCGCUGCCCGGGCGGAGGCACGGCGGCCGGCGCGCGGUGUCGUCCGAAGAGCUGUCGGCGGCCAUGGGGAUGCCCGAGGACUUCGAGUACGAGGAGGUCUUGCAGUUCUUCGAGGAGGCCAGCGAGGGGCGAGGGCUCGUGACGUUCCCGGAGGCUACGCGCAUCGGCAUCGUGGGCCAGAUGGUGGAGGAGGAGGUGGUCUCGCUGGAGGAGCUCUGGGUGCUCUGGGGCCGCGUCGGCCCUGCAGCCUUGGAGGGUUUCUGCGAGUUCUUCAACCAGGCCGACGAGCUCUACGAGGAGAAACUGACCUCGAAUGCCCUGACGUUUCGGACGAAAGAAGAGAUGGCGCGCAGCGGAGCAGAGGUGGGGAGGCUUUUCCAGGAGGGUUGGGACGAGCAGGGCCUUCUCCCCUUCGAGGGUCUGCUCAAGAUCUCUGAGGUUGCUGAUCUAAUCGACGAGGGCGAGCUCGCAAAGGCAGAGCUUGAAAACGUGUGGGCCUUGCUUCCGAAGGGUGACGGUGACUGCAUCGACAUCGCGACCUUCAGAGACCUCUUGGCGCAGAUCGACGACCUCUUCGAAUACGAGGACGAAGCAAACGACGCAGCCAGUGACGAGCUGUUGGCGGAUGCGGUUGAUAUCAGGGCAGGUCCGCAGGAACGAUUCACCGUGGCCCCAACAAUUAUAGUCCCGGGCGUUCGCAAAGCUGUGAAGCAGGCACUCGCUAACGGGACUUUGGAGCUCGUUUUAACAGAUGGUGAUGUCCAUCCCACCAAGUAUAUUGCAGGCUUUCGCAAUCCUCUCUCGGAGCUUGGUGAAUGUGGCAAUUGCCCACUUUCCCGCCUGAUAGAUGGCAGAGAGAACCUGCGGACAGAAGGCAGGGAGAACCUGCGGGCAGGUUUCAGGGAGCUUGCUGUACAGGAGAUCAAGGAGCGGUUCGAGGGCGCAGCCAGACGUGAGGGGCUGAUCUACUGUACCCUGGCCUGUGGCUUCCUCUAUUUUGACUGGGAGCUUCUGAACCGACUGCAGUAUGAUGAGGGCGUUCGCAUCAGGGAAGUGUGGGUCAUUGAAGUGUUAGACAGACCUGGUAUGGCCGACCAGCCACGCAUGAGGAGGGCCCUCUCCGCCUUCGCGGGCUGGUUCAACGGCGAGGUCAACGUCCUCGCUUUCCCCUCCCUGCCACUCUUCGAGGAGUUCAUUGUGGGGAUCCCGGAGGAAGAACGAGCCCACGUGUUGAUGAGGUGCGACGCGGCCUCCGUGGGCGACCAGAGGAUCGAAAAGUUCAAGGCGUUGGCGCCGAGGCCCGGGGCCAGCGACCUGGAGUUGUCCCCAGACACUGGGGGGCUCCGCGCAGUGAGCCGCCUGGAGAGGAGGCCGAGGGGCAUAGAGUGGAACCAGAAGAUGAACCAGGUCUGGUUCGAGCGCAAGUGGACCGACGUGGGCGAGCCAUUCUACAAGGUGCUGGAUAAGGUGCCCAAGGCCGCCCCCUGAGCGAGAGAUGGACUGGGCCAGGUGGGUGCCCUCCCUCCCUUCUCACCGCUCUUCUCCUUGCUGGCCUGAGGCGCGGAGGCUCUCAAUCGGUGCCCGCACUCCCCGAGUCCACCGGGGUCAGGAAAAAGGCC